Molecule: messenger RNA, 7229 nt
Organism: Symbiodinium pilosum
Lineage: Eukaryota; Dinophyceae; Suessiales; Symbiodiniaceae
Source: the annotation of a GenBank genome assembly
GAUGCGAGACAGCUUGCCGAAGUGGAGAUCACAACACAGCUUCGGAAGCAUGUGCCUUCUACUUCACCGGCUCUUACACUGACGUCACUGUCUGUCGCCUCUACAGCUCCUGCAGAAGUCUGGUCCAGGAGGUGAACAGCCAUGGCGAGCUGUUCGGUGUUAUCAAGACGAGGGCAUGUCUCAUUGCAGAUCCCGAGUCGUGCAAACCCAUGAAGCGCGAAAAGUGGCUUGCUGCUGGUGCUGACAUUUCCGACCAAUGCCUCUUCGAGGACCUGAUCUCCCAGUGCGACGCAGCUUUGAUCCAUGGAGGUCACGGCAUCUCCGAAUGCGGUUGUGGCGAUCGAUAUGCCGGCAGCCUGACAGGGGUUGUUGCAUUCCAUGUUCUGGACCUCAGCAGCUCAGCACUUCCGCUCUGCCAGGACGGAGAGUGGGUGGAUCCGAAGGGUGGGCACUCGGUUGAGAUCCGCAGCUGGAACAAUCUCUGCUUGGCGAGCGAUUCGGAGCAAACACAGCGAGCAGAGAUUACCUUCACUGACAACACGGACCUCCCGGUCCACGUCACCGCACCUUCGCACCGCCGCAGGCGGCGGCACUACACGGACGAGAGCUACCGGCGGCGCUUCGUGGACAGCGGGGAGUCCUUUGGGCGGGUUGGCUGGAAGUCCGGCUUCGUUUAUGGCUGGCGCGGCACAGACGACGAUUGCCGGUUCGACCAGCGGACGCAGGUGUCCAAUCAUCUCAAGCUGGGAUUCGAAGUGAACGGAAACUGUAGAAGGAGAAGGAGAGCCUGCUCCCACGAGAAAUACGAAGACGUGCCUUCCAUUGUGGACUCGAUCCGCUAUACCAUCAGUUUCAAGGUCAGAGUGGUGGGGGACUAUUCUGAUGGAUGGGGCUGGCCUGGACAUUACAGCAGCUCCGCGUGCGCGCAGGACCGCUGCCUGGUGAGUGUGAGUUGCCCCUCCGGCCAGACCAUGGUUAAGUGCGAGGCUGUUCCAACUUUUGGUGCUGCCACAGCGUCCGGCGGUGUGCAGGUGAGCGGAAGCAGCUGCCAGGCCACUGGUGGGAAGCUCGGGGCCGAUGUAAAGCAAGGGUCAUGGAAGGAAGCGAACAAAGACACCUGGACGUCAUGGGCAAGUUGCCCUUCCGGCACUGUCGCCGUGACCCCUGCGGGCUUGCAUGCUGGCCUCACCUUCGGCGGCUACGACUCAGCCUACUACCUGAAACUCAUGGGAGAUCGAAGACGCCGUUUGACGUAUCAUACAAAGACAUGCCCAACUGGCCAGUUCUUGAAGUAUAUCAAGACCUGCGCUGCUGGAAAGUGGGACUCGAUGGACAUGGCCUACUGCACGAGUGGCCAUCGCAUAGAUGGUCAUUUCAGAGAUGGCUGUGAUACAAGACGAAGACGACGGCGAGUUGAGGUGCAUGCGCACGUGCAGUACGACAAUGUUGCCGGCACGCGGAAAGUCACAGGACAGGAGAGGGGCAAUGCAGACAAGGUUUGCUUUGAAGGUGGCACCUGCCGGGGCAACACCAACUCAGAUUCCUACUCAGAGACCUGUGGCGAGCGAGGCCUUCUUGCAGGCUGGAGGGAAUAUGACCGGCGCAGGUCUAUUCAGUGGAUGUGCCGUGAAAUUAAGCCGGUCGUGAAGAGUUUCGAAUGCUCCUCCAGCGGAUGCAAAGCUGAGUGUGCAAACGAUAAGUGCAAGAUCAGACCCAACUGCAUUAAAGCUGCCUCUUCUCAAGUGAAAGAUGGCCCAUCCAAAACAUCAAGCGGUGGCAACAAGUGGACGGCAAUGUCGGAGUGUCCAUCGGGCUACAAGGCCGCGGGACUGCGAUACAUGCGCAUCGAUGGAGACAUCAGAGGAGGAAGAAGCCCGGGUGGCAGUCUUCAUCAAAUCGACUGCUCCAACACAGGAUGCAGGGCAUUGAGCAUGGGCAGGAAGAUUACCAUCAAGACAGCAUGCGUCCAACAUGCUGAAGUGACAGAGGGGAACUUCAUCGACAAAAACCUGGGGUCAGGGUAUACCUCCAAGUCUACCUGUCCAAGCGGCUUCAGUCCAAUCGGCAUCAGGCUCUUGCAAUCCACUGAGCUAUAUGAUACUGUGCAAAAGUGGCACUGUGACUCCUCCGGAUGCAUGGUGGAAUGUAGUGGAGUGGGGAGGUGCAAAGUGCGUGCUAUGUGUCUCUCAGCAAUGACACGGGCACGCGCGACGUGCUCCACAAGCCACAAGAGCCUGGUGAUCAAAAGUUCAACAGGGCCAGACUCACGAUCCGCUCCGGCUUGUCCAGCAACACAUCAAAGUGUGGCGUGUCUCUGCAUCUCCGAUAGUGGUAAAUGUUCGAACUCCAAUGGCGUGGCUGGUCCCAGCUCCUGCACGGUGGAUUUCGGCCGGAGACGCCGGCGACGUCGCAGAUCUCACACGCCCAUGGAGAAAGUCUCGCGAAUUUGCGCGCAAGGUGUGGCAAAGCUCAAAGUGCACUUGGGAACGGCAUCUGCUGAAUUUCAGGAUCUCCGGCAUGACUUCACCACGAAGACCUUGCAGCUCACAGCAAAGGAGUCAGGUAACGUGCGCCUACGCUUUGAAGAGACACUACGCCGACAUGCGAGAUUGUUCUUUGAGGAUGUCAGCAUCACGGACUCCGAAUCUGAUAUGGGCAAGCAAAGCUUGAUGAUCGAUGCAAGCAAUGUUUGUUCCGGUAGUAGAUGGGAGAUCGAGAUGCCGGCAACCGAUGCUGGAACGCCUUACCAGGUCACGAUCACAUACGGAGACAGUCGACGAGCAGUCGACACCUCGACGUGCACGAUCGGGACAGAGGGGCGCAUGAAGGAUGCAUCCCACCCAGACGGGACCAUUGCCAAAAACACCUUUGUGACCGUGGCAAAGACCGUCGUCAUCUACGGCAGCAGCGGCAAGGGGAAGCUGGCAUUCUCGGGGGAGCUUUCAGCGGGCUGCUCGGGAGUCAAUAAGAUCAGCAUCUCCAAGCAGGACUCCGUGUUUUGGUCCGCGUGUGGCGCUGCUUUCAGCAAGGCCUGGAGCCUUGAGUCCUCCAGGCAGGCCCCGGGGAACGUCCAGCUCGUCUACCGCAAUCGACAAGCCGCCGCGUGCGUGGAUCCGAUGACUGGCAACAUGGAGGACUGCGCGUUGGAGACAGAUGUUGAAUCGCACACGAAACAAGUCUUCUCCUUGAACUACUUGGCGCCCCUUGCAGCGCGGUGGACCCACAUGGCCUCCGGACAGAACCUGCAGCCUGGAGCCUGUGUGCGAGCUCAAGACAGGUACCUGCCGCAGCUCAAAGUCGGCCAGCCCCUGGUGUCCUGCGCAAACGGCCAGGUGCUCAGCUCCUUCUCCUUCCGCCAAGAUAGCUCCUGCAACGGUGCAGACUACUUCCGCUACUUCUACAGCUGCACCACCAUCGUCCCCGUGAAGGGUGCCUCGAUGUGCACCCCGAAGACCACACGCUGCGUUGCCCACACAAGCAAUUCUCCACACCUCUGGGAGCUGGACAGGCAUGAUGUGGGAUCACAAUGUGAAGCUGGAACCUUGCUCACGAAGUUCGAGUAUAAGAGCUGCAAUGGAGACGAUGGCGCUGGUUAUCAUUAUGCAUACACUUGCUGUCCAGUGCAAGGUUUGGGCGAAUGCUCCGAAGAAACAACAGAGUGGGGGGAGGUUGGCCAGAGAAGCGACCUGGCAGCCUUGGCGCACCACCGACCUCAGUGCCCUCAAGACAGCGGCUUGCAGCGCUUCCUCCUUGAGUCCAAAGUUCCGGAGGUUGCUCAAGGUGCUCCUCUCCAAGGAGAGGUCAGGUACACCUUUGUCUGCUGCAUGCUGCCGAUGGCACCGCCUGUUAGUGUCAAGACGGGGCCACUGGAUGAUGGCCAUGCAUGGGAAGGCACAUAUUGUCCAGCAGGACGUAGCGAAGGUCGGGCCACCCUUAUGCGAGGAAAGGCGUCAGCGCCGUAUUUCUUCAAGAGAGAGGGCGUUUCAUGUGGCUACCACAAGGACAAGCUGGCCAAGAUUGUGGACGGCGGGGCCUACUUGCCCAGCACCAGGGCGAGUGCCCUUGGCACCUGCGGCCCAGUCUGCGCAGCGGCGCCGAGCUGCGAUGGCUUCAUUUGGAUCGAUGGGAUUUGCGGCUUCCGCUUGGACACAUCAUACAAUGCGGGCUCCAACGCUGGGGCCGACUGCUACACCAAGGUGCCAGAGUCGCAAGAGAUGAAGAUCAAGUUUGACCGUCUUGCUGGCCAUUGGUGCAUGAUUUCUCACGUCCAGAAUCAACUUUGUACCACUGCGGAUGUAUCGCAUCCACUUCAGCUACCUCCAGGUGGCGAAGGUCGUGUCGACUACUCCCCAGUUUUGCCAAUGGACACUGAGUUUGAGGGCAAUGGUGCCGUGGAAGUGGCGCACGACUCAAUGGCUCAGAGCCUCCUAGGAACUUCCAAUUCGGCGAUGAGCCAAGCUGGGACCAACGGCGGGUUGGGAAACAAGAAGUUCAAGAAGUUGCCAAAGAUUCCAGCAGCCAAAUUCAACAUGGCAAAGUUCGAGAUGGCGGAGUUCAAGCCUUUUGAAGGUGAGCGCCAAGAGCUUCAACAGCGUGGUGUGACGGAGGCGGUGUUGAAUUGGAACCCGGAGCCCGUAGAGUAUGCUCCUCACUGCUUGGCCCGAGAGAGCCGUGAGAUGAUCACGGGUGCUGAGCCUGUCGGCCCGGGAGACCACUACCUCACGGUGGAGGAGAGGCAAAAGGACGUCGUUGGUGCAUGUUACCAUGCCCUCGGUGCAGAUGCCAGCGGGGCAGCAGCUGUGGAGACAUGGGGCGAAGAGGGCACUCCAGGGAAGAAGAACACAGAUUGGCAAGAACCCUACUUUGCCGCCAAUCCUACUUUCCCCGGUCUCACAGCCGACGCGGUCUGGGACUGCAGCACUCGCGACAUCAAUCGUGGAUACAAGCUGGCAAUGUGGGACCGUGAAGCCGAUUUUGCAAGCAGCACCAUCGAGGACUUUUCCGAGCCAGUUGUGACAGAAGCCUGCAAGAAUAUUCCUGGGACAGUUGCGCUGGCUGGUGCUAUUGCUGCUUAUGCAGGAACAGAUAUGGAUACCGGAGACAUGUGUGCGGCCGUCGCCAGUGCGGUAUCUGCAGGCUCCCUGUUCGCCAUUGCCCAGACGCAGUAUUACAGGGCGCUGAGGUACGACGAAAGCGACUUCCAAGAUUGCAAUCCUUUGCAGAACACAAUGGCCAAGGUUUACUGCGACCUGUCAUGCGUUGAGGACGCAGUCAAGCGAGGUGACCAGAAAAUCCUGACGUCUAUUGGCACGUUGAACAGAAACAUCCUUUCAGAGAUGAAAGAGUUCUUCCACCACUAUGUCACCGAAAUCUUCGGUCGGUUGACACACAUGGAAGACAAGUCCAGCCAUGAGAGUCAACAGCUGAAGCGGGUCAUGGACACUUACGCUCAGUCAGAUCUGGACGCAGUGAAUUCGAACGGAAAGCAGAUCAUCAAAGCAAUGAACUCGCAGCACACCGCACUUAACAAGAAUCUUGGCAUUGCUGCCAAGCAGAUCUUUGACCUCACGCACGAGGAGCACAAAGUCAUUGCCGCGAAGAUGGAUGCACAUCUGGCUGCGACUUCUGAUGCCAUUGAUAACUUGAAAGAGUCAACGGUGCAAGGCUUCCAUGAUGCCUUCAGCGAGUUCACCGAAGCCCUAGCACCGGAAGAGGGUGCAGGCCUCACGCAGUUGAGAGAAACCCACACGGCCGCCAAGCGAGCUUUGGAAGAGAUAUCAACUUGGCAUCUGGACGGGUCGAUGCACCGCCUCGGCUCUGCCAAGCUGGAGCAAGUUGAGCAGGCCCUGCUUGCCCUGCGCAAACAGCUUGCAAACGCUCGUGCACGGCAAGCUGGAGGGGAAGCAUCGCCCAACGCCACACAGCGGUCCAAGUGGCUCCAGGACGGAACGACGCUUCACCGCGACACGAUGGCCGUUGCCAGAUCGCUGCUGGGCCUGAAGGGUCCGCAGGGACCGCAGGCGAACCUGCCUGAAGCGCCUGCUCUCAUCGACUCGGAGAUGAAGAAGCUGCUCAAGGCGGCGCAGAGCUCGAUCCAAAGCCACCGCUCUUCUGCGAAAGCGAUGAAGCGGCACGUCGCCUUCCUGAGGAAGACGGGCGAGUCGGAGGCUGAGGCCGUGAAGCUUCACACGGAAUCUUUGGUGGAGUUCGACAAGAUCCUCCUCAAGAUCCGACAAAGCGCUGAGGAGUACUUGGAAGCAGCAGCGGAGCAAGUGGGCCAUGUGAGCACGGCGACAGAGCUCACUGAAGGCUAUUUGUCCCACUGCAGUGCUGAUCUCUUGGAGGUGCAGGUUGCCGCAAAGCGUGCCAUGCAUUCGGGCCAGCGAGCAGCGAAAACGGCGCGCAGAGCACUGAAGGAGGUUACCCAGCAGGUUGGGCUUCUGGCAGAAGUGAUGGUCGACGGUGGUCUGGUCCGCUCUGCGCUGCAAGCAGCCGCGUCAGCGGCAGUGGAGGCAGCGGAGUCCGAGGCAACUCAGAUGGCCGAGCCCGGCUUGGAAAGCUUGGAUGGAGUGACCGACAUCCGUGUGCGGCCUGCGAAUGAAUCCAAGAUCAUUCUCCAGCAGCUCCAUGCCUUUAUCUCUCGGACCGCACGCGCGGGCACGGGGCAGGCGUCUACGCUGCUCCAGAUGCCCAAGCUAUUCCACACCCUGCACAGAAGCAUCUUGAGACAGCUGGCAGAAUGGAUGCCACCAGUUCUGCCAAAAGCCCAGGCAGCCUUCAAACUGGCGCUUCACCUGCGUCAUCGCCACGACAUGCAUGGCUUGGCGCGCAGCGGUGGUGAAGAUGCGCGGCUCAUGCAAUCAGCCUGGCAACGUCUCUAUGCUGAACUUCUAGAGAUGGCUGGAGAAAGCCGCGUGCGUCAUACUGCGCUGGGUGCAUUGUUUGCCCAGCAGUUGGAUGCAGUCUUGGCUUCAGCAGCACCAGUACCACCAAACUGCAGUCGGACUGGUCAGGAGGGCUGGAUGCUGUGGGCUGCCAUGCCUUCGGACCCGACCGCCUACAUCAUUGUCAAGGGUGCAGCCAAUCUCGUUCAGCAUGCCCGAGGACGACAUCACCGGAGGUUGGACUUUGCCGCCAUCUCCAAGAGCUCCCAGGAUACAGGGAACUUUGAAGCUCUGGUUUGCAACUCGCAGACCGGAUCCGCACGGACGCUGCAAGUUGGUGAGUUU